AAUGCAGUGAGUCAAGGGGUCAGGAUCAAUCCGGUGUGAGCUGAGGGGGCAGGAAGGUGGGGAGGAAUGUUAAGAAUGUCUGUGCUUGUGUGCAACUCCAUUCAGCUUAUUGGCGAGACUCUGUAGCUAGAACAGUAUAAAGGGGCAGCCCUCAGCUCUCUCCUCACACAACAACUCUUCCAAUUUCCAAGACUAGGAACCAAAUACAGUGAACGAGGGAAAAGGAAAGAGGCUUGAGAGAAAAGAAACUAAGGGAACUACGCUAUCACUAACAAGAUUGCUUUGAGAUCAAGACUUGAGAGAACAAAUUUUCUUUGGAGUAGAAAAGAACUGAUCUGCUGCUAUACAAUGUCUGCAGGAAAAGUGUCAGCUGUGCUACUCUUCGCUCUCUUCUGUUGGGUGUCUGAUGCCCAGGAGUGUAAUGGGGAAUGCCGAUGCCCACAUAAAGUGCCUGUGUGUGAUCCUGGAGUCAGCCUGGUGCAGGAUGGCUGUGGCUGCUGCAAAGUGUGUGCCAAGCAGCUGGGGGAGCUGUGCACUGAAAGAGAUGUGUGCGACCCACACAAAGGGCUCUUCUGUGACUUUGGAUCCAGAGUGAACAGGAAGAUUGGAGUUUGCACUGCCAGGGAAGGUGCCCCCUGUGUGUUUGGAGGCACUGUGUACCGAAGUGGGGAGUCUUUCCAGAGCAGCUGCAAGUACCAAUGUACUUGUAUUGAUGGGGGUGUGGGAUGUGUCCCACUUUGCAGCAUGGACAUCCGCCUGCCCAGCCCUGAGUGUCCCUUCCCACAAAGAGUUAAACUGCCUGGCAAGUGCUGUGAAGAAUGGGUCUGUGACCAACCUCAAGAGAGAACCUUAGUUGGACCUGCUUUGCCUGCUUUCAGAAUGGAAGAAACCUAUGGCCCUGACCCAUCCCUAAUCCGUGCCAACUGCCUAGUACAGACUACUGAAUGGAGUGCUUGCUCAAAGACCUGUGGCAUGGGAAUCUCCACCAGGGUCAGUAAUGACAAUGAGCACUGCAGACUGGAGAAACAGAGCAGACUUUGCAUGGUAAGACCCUGUGAGGCGGACCUGGAGGAAAACAUUAAGAAAUGGAAAAAGUGCAUCCGUACACCAAAAAUUUCUAAACCAGUGAAGUUUGAAUUCUCCGGCUGCACAAGCGUAAAAAUCUACAGGGCCAAGUUCUGCGGUGUCUGCACUGAUGGUCGUUGUUGCACUCCUCACAGAACCAUUACCCUUCCAGUUGAGUUCAGGUGCCCUGACAGUGAAGUCAUGAAGAAGAACAUGAUGUUCAUUAAGACAUGUGCAUGCCAUUCUAACUGUUCAGGAGACAAUGAUAUCAUUGAAGCUAUGUACUAUCGGAAGAUGUAUGGGGACAUGGCAUAGAGCCAGAGAAACACACUUCAAAGACUUUUUCACUUGAAAUUAUUUUGCAUCUCAUUGCUAAACAUAAAAAAAUAAUUUGAAGACUUAAAACGUCAAAUGACCUCAGUCGUUGGUUUAAAGAAAUUGGCACAAAACAAGCCACAGCCACUGACUUGAGUGUAAUGUGCUGUCACUGUACUCCCAAAAUUAUAGUACAGUAUAGGGAUGUCCAUAAUGUGACCAUUACCUGCUGUUGACCUAAAACUGUCAUGUAAUGAGAACAGCAGAUAUUGGCUACAGGCUGGACAUACCUGGUAAUCUGUAUUGCACCCAGUCAAGCAACUGGAAAAAAUACUCUCAAUAUUUCUAUUUACAGUUUAUGAUGAACUGGCACUAUGUCAUAGCCCAGCUACUUUUUUGUUCUGAAGAAAGCCAUCCUUGUGGGACAGCUGUUUUAUAAACUCCUAAGUACAAAUAUUGGGAGGAACUAUAACUAUGUCUGUUACAAGACUGGAAAGGUUGUAGCAUACCAAUGUACGUGCUGUAAUCUUGUGUUUUUUAUUAUUAUUGUAUAUAAUGUUUAUAUAUUUUUGUACAGUUAUCUAAAUUAACUUAAAUUAGUUUUGUUCUUAAAUUUUUUUAUAAUGCUUUAAUAUGUGUAUGUUAACCUUUUUUAUUUUUGUUUGUUUGCGAUAAGUCAUUUCCAUGCUUAUCUGAAAAAGAAAACAUUCAAAGCACAAAAUAGAAUCUCAAAUAGAAAUUGUUCUCAGUUAAAGAGAGGGACAGUCCUGCUUACAGUUUUGUUUAUUAUGAACCAUCCGGCAGUGUUAAUUGUCUUGGAAACAUUGUAUUAACUUGACUUCCUUCAGGUGCCAUAGAGGGUAACCAGCACAUUUCAAAAAAAGCAAUGGCAACCUCUCUGGUACAUAUGGGGUGAAUAAACAAAUAACCAUUUGAGUGUAUAUCCUGAAACGGAUCCAUGUACUGUAUUUUGAACAAGAGCAUCUGUUUCCUCCUUUGACCAUGACUGUUC
Xenopus laevis (African clawed frog) is the source of this 2392-nucleotide messenger RNA. It is a transcript of the gene ccn2.S, whose product is annotated as CCN family member 2. Lineage: Eukaryota; Metazoa; Chordata; Amphibia; Anura; Pipidae. The transcript is spliced from 5 exons. The coding region runs from base 349 to 1380 and encodes 343 amino acids. The record is from RefSeq and is a predicted model, not a curated record.